AUGAAACCCAGAAGCCUCAUCACCUUCCUGGUGCUCCUUGCCCUUGAAAUCCUCACGUCCUGGGCUGCGGAAAGUACUGCCACAGGAAAAGCUAAGAGUGGAGCCUGCCCUGUCAGACCCCGUUUCCUAUGCCUUGUGUUCGAGCCUCCUGAGUGCCUGAAUGACUGGGACUGUCCAAAGGAGCAGAAAUGCUGUCCUAGCUAUUGUAGCAACUAUUGCCUGGAUCCUGUAGACCCAUCAAAGCAAGUUAAAGUCAAUCCUGGGAGGUGUCCAUUGGUCAUUGGUGAGUGUAAGGAGCCCAACCCCAUAGACACCUGCCUAAAUGACAGUGACUGCCUGGACAGUCUCAAAUGUUGCAAGAGGCCAUGUGGGAAUUCAUGUGUUGAGUCACUGAAAGAUACAUUCUUGCCAGUUCAACAAGAUUAGGACUUCUUGAUAUGUGUGGUUGGAGGAUUCCUUUUAUCCCGAAGCCAAGGAAAGAGGAAAGUGGCUUGGUGAAGGUGUGGCUUUGUGACCAAGUCCUCCAUGGGGCUAGGGCUGGGCUUGUCUUAUC
Hyaena hyaena (striped hyena) is the source of this 553-nucleotide messenger RNA. Its product is annotated as antileukoproteinase-like. The transcript is spliced from 4 exons. NCBI's taxonomy places the organism in Eukaryota, Metazoa, Chordata, Mammalia, Carnivora, Hyaenidae. Gene Ontology annotation, biological process: innate immune response; antibacterial humoral response. The coding region runs from base 1 to 426 and encodes 141 amino acids. Gene Ontology annotation, molecular function: peptidase inhibitor activity. Gene Ontology annotation, cellular component: extracellular region. The record is from RefSeq and is a predicted model, not a curated record.